Molecule: messenger RNA, 1225 nt
Organism: Amoebophrya sp. A120
Lineage: Eukaryota; Dinophyceae; Syndiniales; Amoebophryaceae
Source: the annotation of a GenBank genome assembly
AUGGGCGUGGGGCGCCAGAAACAGGAGGCGCACGGCAUUCCGCGCAAAAAUGCCGCAACGACGUUCAAGGCAUUCGCUUCGUGGGUUAAAGUGCAGUGGGCACGUUUGGCCCGAACGGACAGCACCUGCGCCGACACAUCGACAUACCUGAUUCAGAAGGGAUACGUGCAGCGGGCUCGGCAGUGCUGGCACUUUGCUGCGAGCUCCUUCUUGUACAGCGUUUUCGGGGCCUACCUGAUGCUGUCCGCCGAAGCCAUGGACCAAAAGUUUCCCGAUUUCGCCGGACUCUGGUGGUGGGAAGGUUUCUUUUUGGUGGUGCAGGGACCGAUAUCGUAUUGGAACGAUGUCCACAGCUUUGGCCUUGACUGGACCGCGUCAACUGUAUUGCUUCUUUUUUGCGAGAAAUUGAUUUAUGCGAAUGUGUAUGCGUUGUUUUGUGCCCCAAACGUCUGGAUCAUUCGUGUUGUUCUCCUUCCUUGUCCUCCACACCAGUUGAAUGUUAGCAUUUUCGUGAAACAGCCCCAGUCAGCAGUUUCAGCAGUUGGCUUCAACUUCAUGCAUCAACUCAAUUAUGUGCCCCUAAAUUCACCAGGUUGACCGUGCCAGUGCCAUGACGAUGUUUAUGGUUCAGUGCAGCCACUGGCUUUUCCUGCCCAUUGAGUACCCAACGAACUGGGUGCUAUUUUCCAUGUUGUGGGGUGCGGGAUUCGUUUUCCUCACAGCCGCAACCCACUUCGGCGAGUGCCUCGCAGCUAGUGGUCGGUUGGGCGGGUUGCCGGAAGUCAGCAAUACCUCGGUUUCCCCGAAGAUGUCGAAUCGCGCGAGCUCCGUGACGGAUCGCCGACAGCGUCGGAGCAGCAGAAGACAAGGACAAAAUGCAAAGGCAAAAAGGACAACCGCGACUCGGAAUCGGACACCGGUCAGGCGGGGAGGGGGCUCCGACCUUUCGGAACGGGGUCAAGUUCUUACAGGCAGCAGGUCCAGUGCUAGAGGACUCGGCGUUUCAUCGGGAGAGGCGCCACCAGCCACACUGAGGAAGGCAGACGCAGGCGAAGCGGGACUGUUGAUGGAGAAGGUCGAGCGGCAUUUUCAACAUUACCUUUUCUGGCAUACACUUUGGCAUGUGGUGCUCCCCGUGCCCGGCCUGGUUAUCUUGGCUGUCUUUCGCUCGCAAGCCGGGCUGCCUCUUUUGCCUUUUGAUGUGCUGCGUCGUUUCUUCUCGUGA